This is a messenger RNA of Lymnaea stagnalis (great pond snail), 9230 nucleotides long. NCBI's taxonomy places the organism in Eukaryota, Metazoa, Mollusca, Gastropoda, Lymnaeidae. The record is from the annotation of a GenBank genome assembly.
GUCUACAUGACAUUCAACAAUCCAAGUGUCAUCCGUUAUCCUUGGUUCAAUGGAGUUGCCUUUAGAACAAGGAAUGCUAAUGGCGUCAUCAUGCAGAUCUUGCUUAAUUCAGGAGAUGUCACCAUUCAGGUCAGUCACAUGUCACCAUUCAGUUCAGUCACCAUUCAUAUCAGUCAAAUCACCAUUCAGUUCAGUCACCAUUCAGAUCAGUCACAUCAACAUUCAGUUCAGUCACUAUUCAGGUCAGUCACAUGUCACCAUUCAGGUCAGUCACAUGUCACCAUUCAGGUCAGUCACAUGUCACCAUUCAGGUCAGUCACAUCACCAUUCAGUUCAGCCACCAUUCAGGUCAGUCACAUGUCACCAUUCAGUUCAGUCACCAUUCAGGUCAGUCACAUCACCAUUCAGUUCAGUCACCAUUCAGGUCAGUCACAUGUCACCAUUCAGGUCAGUCACACGUCACCAUUCAGGUCAGUCACAUGUCACAAUUUUGGUUAGUCACAUUUCAUAAGGAUACUUAAACAUUAUUACUAAUGACAAACAGAAAUAUUUUUUCCUGUUGUUCUUUCAAAAACUUCUAUGGCACUGUUGCAUACAAUUUUUAAAAAUCUAUACAUGAGAUCUUGUUGUAACAACAAAAACUUUAAGUGCUAACAUCCUUUGACUAAUUCGGGAUUAAAUAAUUUCUUAACAAUGUUUAAAAAUUAUACAAAUAUGUAAUUAAGUUUUUUUUCCCUCAUAGACAUUGAAUUGUAAUACCCAUUAGUUAUUAAAAGUCAUCAGAGCUAUAAUUGAUGAUUUCAGAUUGUUGAUGGUAUUAUACGAUAGAGCUACUUGACUAUUGUCCUUAUACUGGACAAAGUUCGUGUGGAUGAUGGACAGUGGCACUAUUAUGAAGUCAGGUGGUUUGAAAAAGGUGCCAUUGACUUGUUCUUGGAUUACGAACAGUAUAAGUGGGUGAGUUUAAAAAACUAAGUGUAGUGAAAACAUGAGAUAUUUCCAUAACAGUAUAAGUGGGUGAGUUUAAAACUUAGUGUAGUGAAAACAUGAGAUAUUUCCAUAAAUAGUAAGUUUUAACGCUAUGUGUUGGAAAAAAAAAAGAGACAUAUUCAUGACCUGCUUAGUUUACAAGUUAGUUUACAACCAAAUAAAAAAAUGAACAAAUUUUUGUACAUAAAUGAACAUAUUUUUGUACAAAGAAGCAUAGUUUGGAAGUAUCUUUCCAUUAAUAUUUGUAAGCAUCUAUCUUUACUAAAGUUUGCUGAUUGAAAGUAAUUUGUUUAUAAAAAACAGUUUGAAUUGAACAUAGACUAGAUAUUGAUUGAACCUUGUACCAGACCAGGAGGGACUUCAUGGAUUAUUUUUAAUUUUCUGAAAAUUAAAUUGUUUGUAGGUAUAUUUUUUUUAAAUCGCUCGUCUUGUUUGUGGAGCAAAUCAUCGGAAGCAAACAGCAUAGUUAAAAUGGCUGUUGUGAAACAAUUUCAGAAAUUUCAAAAUGUCACAACUUCAAUUAUGGGUAAAGAUGUCACUCUGAUAUACGUGGGAGCGUCCAGAGACGGCAACAAACCGAUGGCCAAUUUCUUGACUGGAUGUUUUAAGGUAGGACGUCUUGGUGGACUUGCCGUUAAUGAUUGAGUCUCUCAUGCGGUGCUUGUGGCUUGUAUUUUUACAAGGAGUGGGUUUGUCUUGUUUGUUUUUUACUAUUUAUAGAAGCUCUUUAUUUUUGUAAUGUAGUGUCAAUGAAUGGAAUCUAAGAUGAUCUGUGCAUGUAUGGAUAUAAAAGGAUAGCUGCAAAGUUAUUUUUUAAAUUUCAUUUUGCUAGAUAUUAAAGGAAGCAUAUGUAUAUAUAUGUUCAAAUUUGAUGAACGCUAAAGAAGGGACCUUAUAUAUAUAUAUAAUAUAGGAAGCUAACACAAAUGCAUGUAACUGCAUAUUGUAACAUACAUAUGUCGAUGUUUCAUUUAGGGUAUUAAAAAAAAAACACCUGCAUUUUAGUACUAAGUAGAAAUUUCAGUACUUCGUAGCUGGUAUGAUGGUGGUCUCAGGGUGGGCAACUCUGCGCAGUCUUUUCUCCAGAAUCCUAUAGAACCUACUGUUGACCAAGGCUGCACGGGGAGCCCUGUGUGUACUUCUAGUGUGUGUGGUGUUGGUCAGUGUGUUGAUGAGUGGAACAAUCACAGCUGUCUGUGCCCUGCAGGUCAGUCUAAUGUGUGUGGAGUUGGUCAGUCUAAUGUGUGAGGUGUUGAUCAGUAUCUUUACCCUCCAGGAACUUUGUGUACAUGAGUUGCCUCCAGUCAUCAAACAUUGAGUCUAUUGAUCAUACCUGUACUUGAUAUAGUAUUAUUGUGACUAUACACUUGUAUUUUUAGAAACUUUCAUCUUUCAAUUAAAUUGACCAAACAAAAUUGUAUCGUAUUCACAAUACAAAUACACAGCCUAAAAUGCUUUAAAUUUUCUCAGAAAGGUGAAAAGUUCAAACUUUUAGAAAAAUGAGUCUUUUAAUGUAGAUAAUAUUUUUCAAUAUUUUAGGAAACACUGGCCCCCAGUGUCUGGAGAUAUGUACGAAUUUCAACCCCUGUAAAAACUGGGCUGAAUGCAAACAGCCAUUGCAGGGACAAAACACAUACACCUGCGAAUGUGGUAUGCGGCAAAGUGGGAAGUACUGUGAGAAUCAGGCACCUGCGACCUGUCCGGCAGGCUGGUGGGGUAAACCCAUCUGUGGACCUUGUAACUGUAAGGCGGAUAAAGGAUUUGGACAGACAUGUAACAAAGACAAUGGGACAUGUGCCAGUAAGGUGAGAUUAGGUGUGAAUAUCUGGGACAUAAGCCUGUAAGGUGAGAUUAUGUUUGAAUAUCUGGGACAUUUGCAUGUAAGGUGAGAUUAGGUUUGAAUAUCUGGGACAUUUGCAUGUAAGGUGAGAUUAGUUGUGAAUAUCUGGGACAUGUGCCUGUAAAGUGAGAUUAGGUGUGAAUAUCCAAAUAUUAAGAAUUUUAGUCAAGCCAAACUCUAAUUUUCACCUGCCCUGUUAAUGCAUUUCUCUCUAAAUUGUUCAUGUUUUUUAUUCCCAGACACUGCAUUACCUACUUCCCAACAGUGAUACCUGCUAUCCACGUGACUGCUAUAAGCUGGGCUCUAAGGACAUGACUUGUAACCCGGCAACAGGUCAAUGCAACUGUUAUGAAGGGGUCAUAGGUCGCCUGUGUGACACGUGUGACAGCAUAUUUGCUGCUGUGGUCAAGACUACCAAGAAAGUCAAUGACACGGCCUACCAGGAUGUGGUGACUUGUGUUGGUGAGUUCAUACAUUUUUAGUUAUAUACAAUUGUUAUGUGACAGCAUAUUUGCUGCUGUGGUCAAGACUACCAAGAAAGUCAAUGACACGGCCUACCAGGAUGUGGUGACUUGUGUUGGUGAGUUCAUACAUUUUUAGUUAUAUACAAUUGUUGCUGCAUAAUGUUAUGUUAUUGAGCGAAAGGGUUACGCCACUAUAUGAAAUGUUAUUGAGGUUGCGGGCUACACCAUUAAAUAGUGUAUGUUAAUUAGGGUACAGGCUAUGCCAAUAAAUAAUGUAUGUUAUUGAGGGUAAGGGUUACACCAUUAAAUAAUGUAUGCUAUUGUGUGUCUAUGAUUGAUGUAAAAAUAUAUUAAAUUGUUUUUAAUUCUUAAUGUACCAAACUAAUGUUGAGUAAUGCUAUAUGUCGAUCUCAAAUGUAGUCUUACACCUCCCUUAGAUUAUGAAAUAAACUAAACAUUAUGUAUUAAUGUGCACUGAAGAGGUUAAAAUAGUUUUUUGGUUUGUGUGAUGUUUGAUAUGCUUACAUUUCUUUUUUCAUGAACAGUUUUUUAUGAAGAGUGUCCUAGAAAUUAUGCAGGAGGAAUAUGGUGGGACCAGAUCAGGUUUAAUUUGGAAGCCCAACAAGACUGUCCAGAAGGGGCCACUGGUCAGUCAAUAAAUAGCUGAUCAUUAUAACUUGUUUUAAGUUUUUUUCCUUUCAUUUAACUGAACCAAGCUCAGUUUGACAUGAUCAAGUUUGACAUAAUAACAUAAACUUUUCUUUUAACUGUUGUGCUUUUUUAAUAAAUAGCUGAUCAUUAUAACUUGUUUUAAGUUUUUUUCCUUUCAUUUAACUGAACCAAGCUCAGUUUGACAUGAUCAAGUUUGACAUAAUAACAUAAACUUUUCUUUUAACUGUUGUGCUUUUUUUAAUAAAGUUUGAAAACUUAACAAAUGUUUACAUUUGAUAAAUGAUUUAUUGUCCAAAAAAGCUUAAAUAUUUAUUCAAAAAAAAAAAAAAGUGGAAGACACUUUGGAAAUUACUUUAAGCUUUACCUACACAAGUUGACAAUAUUCAAAUUGUACAAUGACCCCCUUAAAACUUAUCAAUUAAUUUUUGGGGAGGAUUGUAUCUAUAGAUCUAAUCCUUUGGACGCCUGUAGUUUAUAAAAUAUUGAUAGCAAUCAUCAAGACUCAAAGCCAAAAACAGCAAAACUUUGUUUCUGUCUUACACAGGCACGGCCAAAAGAAAAUGUACAGAGAAGCAAAGCUGGGCAGAGCCUGACUUGUUCAGUUGUACAAGUAACAGUUACUUAUAACUUAAUGAAACAGUAAGUACAAGUAACAGUUAUUUAAAGCUUAAUGAAACAGUAUGUACAAGAAAUUGUUGUGCAAGUAACAGUUACUUACAGUUUAAUAACACUAAGUACAAGUAAUAGUUGAAAAUGUAACAGUUACUUACAAGUUAAUGAAAUAAUAAACACAUGUAAUACAUUUUGACAUAUUGUUAUCAGAAUUGUGAGUUUGUGAGAGUCAUGAUUGUUGAAUUUCUUUCAUUUUUAGUGAUGAAAAUAAAAAAAGUAUUCUCUGUCUUGACAGGUGAAAGAUUUUGAGUCAGGUAAAAUCAACCCAUACAUUGCAGACUACACCCUCACUCUACUCAAGAAUGUUUCAUACACAACAACCCCCAUCUAUGGUGGGGACAUCAUGAUGGUCUACCGUUUCACUAACGUCACACUCAGCUAUGAGAUCUCUCAGACAGGACUCAGCCUGAUCAGUCAGCAGUAUAGUGACUUUGUUCAGGUAAGGAUGCCUCUAUGACAUUUGAAAUUCUUGAUAUUCAUUUCUUCUCUUUUGUUUGAACAACUAAAACGUGCUUAGAUUUCAGCAUGUUCAAUUUUAAUUAUUGAAACUCAGAUUGCUUACUGAAAACUUGGAAAAAAAAUCUUGAAAAAUUAUACUAAAAAUAUCCUUUCAAAAAUGCUUUAAAAUGUGUUGUACCACUUCACUUAGAUAAUGGCAUGUGUUGUAUCACUUCACUUAGAUAAUGGCAUGUAUACUGUACCACUUUUGCUGUAGGUCUUGACAUCUGAUUAAAGUCUUUAUUGUCUAGGAAUAAAUGGCUGUACACAUGGAAUGUGCAAGAAUUUGUAUGCAUCGCUUGUAAUCAAUAUUCAUUGCUGAGUAUAAUUUCAUGGUUUCCAUAUUUUAAUUUAAUUUCAAUCUACUUAAAAAUCUUGAACCUUCUUUAAUUAAAAUUCAUUUUUCUCUGUCAGAAACUUUUGGUAGUGCUGCGUAACGUGGCAGAUGAAAAGUACUCUCGCUACUGGCAGCAGGUUGGCAAGCUGACAGGAGGCGCCACUCAUCUUAUGAAUUUGUUUGAGAAAUUUGUGGCCAAGACUGUGGAACUGUUACCCCAAGCCCAGUGAGGAACAUUUGAAGCUGUGUCUGAUGAUAUGGGUAAGAUCAUGUGCAUCUUUUUCAAUCAUUUUAACCUUCUAUAGGCAGCAAAGUUUAUGUCAUUAUAUUUUUUAAAGUGAUAAAUUUGAAACACCGUUAGCUGCAGAUAGAAAAUAUGUAAUUUAAAACUUUUGUUUUUAAAAAAUUACAAAUACUGAGCAACCCUAGGAAAAUUAAAAUUGAUCAUUAUUCACCAAAUCUCUGAUUUAUUUAUCAUUUCAGUUCUUGGAGCUGAUUGGUUGAAUCUGCACAAUUUUAGUGGGGCAACAAUACCCAAAUAUGACAACAAUGUGAAAAAGGGCUCAAUAGACAAGGAGGCUUCAGUGACAUUUCCACCAAGUUUGUUCUCACUUCCUGUUACAAGUAAGUAAUUUAUAACUUGAUGUGAGUCACCCCGUUCUCCACCCCCUGCUAGAGGUAUCCAGAAGCCUACUUUGGUUAUAUAAUAUAAUAAUUAUAUGACUCUAUUGUUCCAGGUGUUGGGCAUGCCUCAAGCUUGGAGGUAUCCAAAGCCUACUUUGGUUAUGUAGUGUACAGAGACCUUGGCAAACAUGUCAGCAUGAACACAGAUGACACCAUACGGUAGUUUAAACUUUGAUAUAUUUUACUUUCGUUAUCAGGAUUUUUACAAAUAAAUUCUACGUUUAUUUGUCACAUAAUGUGCUACCACCGUAAAACUUUGAUGGUGAAACUAGUAAUAUUUUGUAAUGGGAUUAGUCUUGCUACAUUAAGGUGACUGACAAAGUCCCCCUCAAACAAUGGCACAACCUUUUGAUCCAUUCUUUUUUAAGUAAUCAAAUAUUUUCAUUAUCUAUAAUUAAUGCAUUGUUGUUCUUGAAAGUUGAAAUCACUUUUAAAUUGAGAUGAACUCUUGCCAAUGUUUCUAAAAGUUAACCUAAGUGAGAGGCUGCAAGCAGCUCAAGACUUUUAAGUUAAUAUAAAAUGACAACUUGCAGUGUAGUUUCUUUUUUUCUUCAAAAAUAUACUGACAUAUGAAGAAUCUCUGUGAGAUAUCUGUGAAUGUUUUUCAAAUCCUAACAUUUUCUUUAACAAAUUAUUAAUUUAUUGGGGAUUGAAAUGAUGUGAUUGUGUAAUUCAUUGUCAGUAUUAUCUUUGUCAGUCGCACAGGCAGACCCAUGACAGUAAAUGGCCCGAUCUUCUCAUUGGUUGUUGCUGACAAGGAGAACAUAACCCGUGGCUAUAUUGCUGAUCCCGUCAUUCUGACCUUGAGACUUCGACUGCCCAAUAAUAGGACCAACAUGUAUUGUGCUCGAUGGGCCCCUAGUGCAUCAGAUGAAACGUAAGAAAACUUGUUAAUCCACUGAACCCCAAACCCCAGUUGUACUGAUGAGACCCUGUAAUGGCCAGAACAGCCCACUGGACUUCUCUUUACAAGUUGUCUAUAAAAAAUGAAAAUCUUAUGAGAAAUGAGACCAAGGGAGAUUACUUAGUUUUUUUUUGGUGUUGUUUUUAUAGAUUGGCAGAGUGUUUAUUAUUUUAAUAGCAGAUUUAUUUAUUUUCUAUUUUGAUUCAUGAGAUUGUGAACGAAAAUUAAUUUAUGUCAUAGAUGCAAAAUUGAUCUAUUUUAAAAUAAAUUCUAAAUAUAUUUAUAGUAUAGGUGGAAUUAUUCCCGUUUAUCUGGGGUUUCAAAUCUAAAAUAUUCUGAGCGCCCAAAAUUGCAUGGGUUAGAUCUAAGUACCAAGUGAGCUUCCUAGUACAUCUGUCAGAUGAAAUUUAAGACUUGCUCUAAAUUUAAGUGACACAAACUAUUCCGUUACAUUCAUAUUCUGGCUGACCAAAAAAUAUAUUAUAUUAAAUUAUUCCUAAAUCUGUGUCUAGCAUAAGUAAAUGUAGAUAUAUACAACCUGACUUUUAUGUUAAAACAUCAGACAUAAUAAUAUAUUUGGAGGAAAUAUGUUCUAAUUUUGUUUUUUUUCAUUCUAAGAUACUUAACAAAAACAUAAGUCGGCAAAGAAACUUAAGUGGCUCAAAAUGUUUUAGCAUGUCUGUUUUACUUCUUUGAUGGCUUUGUAAAUGUGUUUAUCCUACAAGGUCUUAAGGUACGUUCUAACAGCAGAUUUGUAACAGCCACAAAUAUGACACAGACAUUCCAUGUGGGUAUUCUCACUGAGCAGGCACAACUGUAACAUCUGAUGUGGAACUUUUGAUACAAUUUUAAUAUGUUCGCUACUAUCAGCAACCUGCGGCUGUAUGAGUCUCUUUAAAUGAAUGAAUUCUGAUUUUUUUCUUUUUCUUUAAAAUAUGAAUUUUACCAGUAGCAACAUACAUUUUAAAAAUUUUUUUAAUUAACUCCAUAUUUUUUAAACAGGACAUUUUUCCUCUAAGGUCUUCCUUCUCUUGUCUGGCCCACUCCAAUAAAAUCAAACAUGUCAUUUAUUUCACAAAUUUUAAUAUUCGGACUAUAAAAUACGGCUAUCAUCAAAUACAGCUAAUAAUUAGAAUUUGUUAACAAGUCAGCUUAUGUUAAAUUCAUCAAGUUAGUUUUGUGACCACUCCAUUUUCCACCAGGUGCUAUGCUACUAACCUGUCAGCUGAUAAUGCAUGAGCAUUGAUCAAAAUAUGACGGGAUUGUUUUUGUUAAUUGCCGGCCAACAGUUAAUAUACUGCAACACUCGACAAACCCGUCAGAAUGACAUUUGGUAGGUCUGUUUUCGUUGCAACAAGUAGCAUGUGAUCACAGAAAAUUGAGAAUCCAAGUUACAAAAAGUAACAAAUCUGCAGUGUGAAAGUACCUUUAAAUGUGUCUAUAAUUUCCCUUCUCCAGUUCUGGGACAUGGACUGCGGCAGGUUGUAGGGUGAGAAACACAAGUUGUCGAAUCACCGUCACCUCUGAACACUGUGAGGAAUUUUAUGUUACCUGUGAAUGUAACCACCUGUCAGCCUAUGCUGUCAUCAUUGAUAUAGCUGAUGGAACGGUAAGAUUUGUUACAUUAACUGUCAAAAAUGUCUUGUAACAUUAAUGAACAUCCAUGAAAAAAAAAAAUGCUAAAAAAACAAACAAAAUAAACAGGGAAGAAUUGAAUCCUUGAGGAAUAAAACACAUGUCAAAAGGGAGGCAAUGCUACUUUUGAUAAUUUUAAUCAGGAAUAAUAAAAAAAAAGUAUAUCUAAACAUUUUCUAAAUACAUGUGCUCACAAAGGGCAACUAUUUAAAAAAAAAUUGAUUUUAUCAAAAGGAAUCAUUUCCUUUGCAGACACUGUGUACACACAUUUGGUAGUGAUAUCUUGUGGGCACAACGUAUGUACAAACAUGUGGUAUUCAUAAUGUUAUAUAUUCCUGUAGGCCUUACUUCCUGCUAUCAUUGAUAUGGAGGCUGUGACCUAUGUGCUGACCACUUUGUCAUUGAUGCUGCUGUUGCUCUCAUUCUUUGUCCUCUUCACAGUCAAACGUCUGCAAUGUAACUGGAACAGCAUUCGCAUCAACCUCAUCUUCACCAUCUUCAUUGUAGACUUGGCUUAUGUGAUUGGAAUCAAUA